AUGAAGAAGAGAGACUCAUCUAUGCAAUCACCGAGGAAACAAAUUAAACUAGGAGAAAACCACACCAAAUCAAGAGCAGCAAUGCCAACUCCACCACCGCCCACUAACACAAAUCAAAGGCAAGUGGAGAGCCGAAGAGGAGAAGACGAUUGGGCGCUUGUUAACUUUGUUGGAGAACCAGUCCAAGACCCAAGAGAUAAUGUCACAUGGUAUAUAAGGAAGCUUAGCUUGACCAAGCUCUUCAAGAUAGAGUGCAGCGAAUAUCCACAGCUUACUAGAGAGUUCCUCACAGUCGCCCUAGCUUUCCCAAACAACAAUGGAGACCAACCAGCUGCCCAUGACUUCAAGGAGAACUCAACUAGGAAAAAAGCCCAUUCCUACCUUCAAGGUCCAAGUUGUCUAGGAUCACCCAUCCAGCAAUUCGCUAUGUGCACCGCCUCAUCUCAAGCACCUUUCAAUGCAACCAAUACAUCGCUUGUCACUUUCCAACCUAAGGAGAAAGACUUCUAUGUUCCAUCACGAGAGAAGCCAUCACUCCCCUUCCACCAUUAUCACACACUUCAGCGCACAGUCAAGGCUUACGCCGCCACCAAGAACGCCAUGUUCUCAGCAUUGGAAUGGCAGCGAACCAACUGGAGAAGGUUGUGGAGUGCCAGUCACGUUUUAUCUCGCGUCUAG
This is a messenger RNA of Microthlaspi erraticum, 678 nucleotides long. Lineage: Eukaryota; Viridiplantae; Streptophyta; Magnoliopsida; Brassicales; Brassicaceae. The record is from the annotation of a GenBank genome assembly.